Molecule: messenger RNA, 1612 nt
Organism: Oryza brachyantha (malo sina)
Lineage: Eukaryota; Viridiplantae; Streptophyta; Magnoliopsida; Poales; Poaceae
Product: factor of DNA methylation 1-like
Exons: 9
Coding region: 265-1275 (336 amino acids)
Biological process (GO): gene silencing by siRNA-directed DNA methylation
Source: RefSeq, a predicted model, not a curated record
GCUCGCACCCAACUCUCCCCUCUCUCUCUCUCUCUCUCAUCAUUGUUCAAGAAAGAGAGAAACCCCAAAUCCCCCCAAUGUUGGAGUGAUUCCUUCCUUCCAUCCAGCACCAGCUUGCAAUCUCUGCAGCUUCAAUCGGCUGGGACGUCUCUGGGGCUCUCUGCUGCUGCUGCUGCUGCUGCUAGUUCAGGGAACACUGAAGAUUGUCCACUGCCUGACGAGCUCCUCUGGUCUUUUUGUUGAUCCUCCUUUUAUUGAGAAUAUAUGGCAGAGCCUGGAGAUGCAAACACAAGUGGUUUGCCUGCACACCUUGUUACAUUGGCUUCAGAUAUUCACUCCAAGCUGAACUUCCACAAGAAUGCCUACGGUGACUAUAUUGACAUCCACAAUUGCCUUCACAGAGUCAUUGAAGAAAGGGGGAAGCUCCAGCAAGAACGGGAAGCGGUUCUUCUACUUGUGGCUGAAAAGGAGGAACUCAUUAAAAAGAAUGAGGAGCAGACAGCAGAGAUUGAGUCUCUAAAGAAGAAACUUCAAGCAACUGGGACAAAAGAUACUCAUGAAGUGUGUGAAAGUGAUUUUCAGAAUAAUCAGUCUGAAGGGGUACAAACAAGAUCAAUGCACAAACGUAAGCGCCAAUGUCAAGGACAUGCUAGUGAAAAUGUUGAUGGGCAAGAGCUUAUGGAAGACCUGUCUGAUACAAGUAAUCUUGAGCAACAUCCAAGCAUUGAGUUUGAGGAUUCAAGUAAGGAGAUAACGAAAAUCCACUCUAAGCUGAUUAAGGGAUUUCUUGAAAUUGAUAAUGGCGGACGGAAUUUUGGAAUCAAGUAUAUGGGACAGUUGAGUGACAAGCCAUUCCGAUUGGCAUGCGUUGAGAAGUUUGCUCUCAAAGAAGCUGAGGCAGUUGCGAAAGCCUCUGAGCUUUGCUGCUCAUGGCAGGAGCAACUCUUGAACCCAGAUUGGGAUCCCUUCAAGACUGUCACUGUUGGAGAUUUUUCUGAGGACAUCGUGGAUACUGAUGACGAUAAGCUACAAGAGCUACAUGCCACAUUGGGUGAAGUGGUUUACAAAGCUGUGGUGAAUGGACUAUCAGAAAUGAAAAGGUAUUGCAGGCUGAGUGAUAGAACCAUUGUACCUGAGCUUUGGAAUUUCAAGGAGAAUAGGAAGGCCACUCCAAGUGAGUGUGUCGAAUACUUGUGCAAUCAAGUGAAGCUUCUCAGCAAUGCAAAAGGCAGGAUAAAUCGCAGGAAAUGGGGGUGUGGUGGUGGAAGGAAUUAGAAGACACUCCAAGAAAAGAUUGGACACUUGUACAGCACUGGUAGUGACUAGCAGAAAUACUAAUUCAUGUUGAAGACUGAAGCAUUUGACCUUGCUAAGGAAGGAAAUUACAACAAACUUAUCAGAAUGACUUAGGAUUUCUCUCAUGUACUUGUUAGAACCUUUUGCAUCGUUGCUGGGAUUGUGCUUUUGUUUGGAGCCUUCCUGCUCACCAUGUUCCAAACUUGCUCCAGAUUUCAGUAUUCUGGUACUGUCAUCAACUCAUGCUCACUAGCUAGGUCACCUAAAGUUUGAAGCCUGAACUUUGGUAUGCAAUGUUGGGAAGCAUUUUGCACCA